AUGUCUCCCGGCUUGAGGAACGAAGUCAUCAUUGUGGUUGGCGCGGCAUCUGGAACGGGCUUAGCUACUGCAAAAGGUCUGCUCAAUAAAGGUGCCAAGGUUGGGAUGUCUGAUGUCAACAGCGUAGCUCUUGAAAAUGCAGUCAGGGACUCAGACGCAGAGCAACAAGGCAAGGUCUAUGGCGUUGCCAACUUUGCUGGUUGCGUUUUGUGCACAUAUGUUGGAACCAUGUUUUCACCCCAAGGUUUUUUAAAGCGUGCAGUGUUUGCCGCUUCUAAGCAUGCGUCCCUGGGAAUGGUUCGCAAUGCGGCUAUGGAAGUUGACGACAGGGCCAGAGUUAACUGCGUAUUCGGUGCGAUUGAUACGCCCACGCAUCAAGGCCACCUGGCCAGGGUGGGCAAGGACUUCCCAGCCCCAACACUCGUGGGCAAGGCCCAGGAAGUGGCUGAUGUUACGAUCUUGAUGCUCAGUGACAAGGACACAUUUGUCAAUGGAGCCGCUUGGAGUGUGUGUUGA
Molecule: messenger RNA, 516 nt
Organism: Colletotrichum phormii
Lineage: Eukaryota; Fungi; Ascomycota; Sordariomycetes; Glomerellales; Glomerellaceae
Exons: 3
Coding region: 1-516 (171 amino acids)
Molecular function (GO): oxidoreductase activity
Source: RefSeq, a predicted model, not a curated record